Molecule: messenger RNA, 1977 nt
Organism: Blastomyces gilchristii SLH14081
Lineage: Eukaryota; Fungi; Ascomycota; Eurotiomycetes; Onygenales; Ajellomycetaceae
Exons: 1
Coding region: 1-1977 (658 amino acids)
Source: RefSeq, a predicted model, not a curated record
AUGGGUCAUCAUGGGAGGAGACGCUGGAGGCACAAUGGUGCACAUCUGAAAGUCAGGUCGGCUUUGGGUGCAGGAAAUGCACUUGUUGGGGCAGCUGUCGGACACAAAGACGGACCCAGGGGCGAUAGGGAAGCUACGUUGGAGCCAUAUGAGAACAUUGAUGAAAUCACUGCCGCGGUUGUGAAAGUUGACGAAAGAGGACGUUUUCUGGGGCGUUCGAAUCUAAACGAUUUACGAGCACGUCAAGCCCAAGGAGGCUCUGGAAAUGCAGAUGUUGUUGUUUCAACUAUACUUCACGUUGUUCUCGAGAAUGGAUCUACGGUUGGGAAGUUCACAGUCCCUACGUUACCCGCGACUAUAUCGAACUCCGAUCUAGGACAAGUCACCAUUCUCGCAGAGACCAAUUCCCCAAGCGUUGUGCCCACCGCUCCACCUAACAAUGCCCCAAUCGGCCCUACUCCCCCGCCUGCAACUUCUGAGCCUAAUUCUAGUGUUCCUGGAAACGGAGCAACCCCGCAGCCUACCCCCAGUGAUCCUCCUGUUAAUUCCCCAACGGAUCCUACCUCAUCUAUUCCCGAUUCUAGCACCCCAUCUUCCGACUUGCCCACAUCAACUACCGAUAUGUCGCUCUCGGGUUCUACCUCUACCUUUACCUCUAGCCCAGUGGCGGAUUUCCCGGCGCCUUCUCCCUCAUCAGUAUCAUCAACAUCCAUUACUGAGAAUGUCACGCGACCCACCUUCAUUGUAUUGCCUAUUUCAACUAGCACUACCUCGUCGGUAUCGAUACCACCUGGAGCCCACAUCGGGCUUUUACCAUCGGAGUCAUCGCAACCGCUGUUGCCAAGCACAACGUCCAGUUUUUCUGAUACAUUCCUACCAAUCUUACCAUCGUCAUCCGCUUUAUUGGUUUCGACAUCAUCGACAUACCCAUCAUUAUCAAUUACUAGCAGCACGGCGUCAACCUCAUCGAGUUCUGCGGCAAGCUCAAAAUCUGCUCUAAAGACUACUACUUAUGCCGGUGGUUUUCGCGGCGGCCGUGAAGGAGGCGGUGGAGGCGGGGGCGGAGACCCAACUGCCACCACCAGCCCAGGUGGUAUGCCUACUUUUGCAGGCGGUAGUCCUGCUGAUGCAUCCAGCUCUUCCAACGUCCCGACAAGUAAAGUUGUUGGUGGUGUGGUUGGUGGGGUUGCCGGCAUCGUUCUACUCAUAGCAGUGGCCCUCCUACUUCUGCGAAACCGGAAACGAAAAACUGAUCCUUCCGGCGGGCUCACGGCAGAGGACCAAGGAACAGCUGCAAUAUUACAUACAGGUGUGGAAGGACUGAUGUCGGAGCGCUCUGUUAGCGGAGGAAGUACUUUAGGCGCCGCAGCUCUCUUCAGCAAAUGGAGAAAUUCCCACCAAUCCACCAGGAGUUUCGAACCACCACCUAGCAGCGAACGAGGGUUUCAGAAAGUCUCAGGGAGGAAAAUCACAUCAGUGCUAGAAUCUGGUGGUGAUGGAUAUGACGACCCUUUCGGCGUUAAUGGAGAGAAACUCUAUUACGAGACGACCUCUGCUGCUGGUGCUGUGGCUAAAGAGACCGGUUCGCGGACAACGAGCUCCCAUUUUAUCCCUCCGUCUUCCUCAAGCUUUCAACCCCGACCAACCCUCUCUCGCAUCCGGAUAUCGCGAAGUGCGUCACCGAUUGCACAAGCACUCCACACCCCGCCACUCGGCCGACCACCCUCUCAAGAGAGUGACUCUUCCGCACAUGUCGUUUUCCGUCCGUCACCCGCGCGAACCCCGCUAACCAGUUCAGCGGAUGUCACCACAACGACGACACUGAGUGCCCCUGGCUCAAUUGCUCUGCACCCCCCGCCACAUCAGUCGCUACCACGAUUACCUGUCCAUCGACGGGUUUCUGUCCAAGAUGCGAUAGGAAGGAGUAUAGCUAGUUCCGAUGGUAGUCGUACUAGUCGAUUUACUGAGGCGAUUUAA